CCUGGUGAGGGUUUGGGCUAUAAAAAAGAAAGAAAUUGAAAGGAGAGGUAAAUGGCUUGGAUCGGCACCAGGAAUAUGAGGCCCAGAUCUUGACAGACGGUUGGGAGAUCAAUGGAGUCACCGAACUACUUGUUAAUGGAAAUUAAAGAUAUUUUGGCUGAGAAGAAAACAGAUCAUUUCUUAAUUGUGGAAAGUUAAUUGUGUUUAUGUGAUGGGGUUAUAACUGUUUGAACAGAUUUGAGACUUUGGUUGUCUGUUCUAUGACAAAUAUAGAUUCCCUGGAGGAGUUUUGUAAUACAUAGUGAUUGCCAUUUUGGAUUACUGUUAUCACAUGUGUUUGAAAUUGAUGAUUAUUUCAAAUUCGGAAAAUAAUUGCAUGAUUUAGAUAGCUUUCAUAUUUGAGGAUAGUUAUAAUUAAAUAUAAAUAAAGAGGAGAAAAGAAAUAAAACUAUACCUUACCUGCGAAAUGGAGAAAAAACAACAACAGUGACAUAUAUAAUUUGCUUUUAAUUAUAAAUUGAGGGAGGCUGUAAUAUAUGAUUACAACAGAACAGAGCAUUUAUUUACCCAUAUGUGGCCAAAUAUCCAUGGCCAAAUAUCCUACGUAUAUUUGUACAGAAAAGUACAGGAAAGUAUAUUUAAACAUUUCUGAAACAGAAACUCUUGUUUAAGUGGACUUGUAUUAAGCUCUUUAGACUUGGACAACACGGCUCCUUGAUGACUUGUGAAAGUGCUUAAACAAAAAACAACUUGUUCACUCCAGUAAUGAAGAGUGGUUUAAUAUUAUACGAUUUAAACAAUUCUGGCGGCAUUCAGCUAUGUUUGUGGUUUGGGAUUAAGUGAUAGACAGUGAAAUUGUUUACUGUUUGAACAAUUAUGAUCGGAUGCGCCAGGAUGAGAACAUACCAAAGCUCAAAGGUGGCUUUUCUUCUAUUCAUACUGUUGUUCAGUGUGUGAAUUAGUAAUUAAUGCAUUCUCAUGGACUGGGUUAGUGGCAUGUUGGGUUAAUAUAUAGACACAUGUAGCUUUCAUUUUUACAGUGUGAGCUUAUCGGAUUGAAAAAUUUGCGAACAUUUAAAUUGCUUCCCUGAUUCGUCAUCAAGUGCUGAAUUUACAUGAAUUAAGUUUUUAUUAACAUUAAACUGAUUGUGAAAAUUCUAAUGGAAUAGUGUGAAAAGUUCACAAGAACUAAAAUAAUGCACUUUUUGGGGCAAAACAGGUGUUAUUCUAUAUUUAAUGCAAAAAUAUAAUCAAAUUGUUUCAAAGUAAGCUGCAGAAACUGAAGUUGUUUUUUCUACAUAAGAUGCUGCUAAUGUCAGAAGAUGAAAUAAACUUAACAUGCUUCUGCUCAAAGAAGCUAAGAUUAUCUCUGUAACAAACUGAUCAGGAGAUCAAAGGCUUGAAUAGGUAGAACAAUAACUUAAUUGUUUGAAGAAAAAAGGCAGACUCAUAGUGAAAAUGUUAUAGAGAGGGAUAUUACAUCAAAACUUGUAAGAAUCACAUCAGUGUUAAUUUCAAGUUAAAGACAGUAUGAGUUACAAAUGAUUGGUUUACGUUUCACCUGUGCAUGUUGACAUAACUGUCCGUUCUGUCAAAUCAAAUCGGGGCACCUGGCGUAAUUGACAGGAACAAAAAUUCGCUUGAACAGAAGCUGUGACACGCGAUACGGCAUCCUAUCACUUCUCCACCUUAAACGUGUAACUCUAUAUUUCUUAUAACUUAAUAACUUGUUUGAUGAAACUUCACAUUUGCCAGGUUGGAGUUUAAACUCUUUUUUUUUGCUGUUGAAUUCAUCAAUAGUUUUAAAUGUUCGAAAGUUGGGAGUUUCUUGUCUAAUUGGAUACAGUCUACACUUUCCAGUGUUUUAAUUGAAAGUGGAAAUGUUUUAGUUGCCAAAACAAAGCUUAGAGGAUAAAAGAAUGUUUGUCUGUAAUGUUUAAAGUGAAUUGAAGAUGUUUUAAAACUUAGUUUACAAACAGUUUUCCAUAAUAAAAUUUCUAGCGUGCAUGAAUGGAGUUUAAAAUCAAUGCAUUCAUGGAUGAUUGUUAUACGCAAGUGGUUAACGUGUUAUGAAAUAAUGUGGUAUGAAUAUAAUUAAAAUAAUAAUUAAAAGUUUAAAUCGAACAUGUUAAAGUUCCGAAGAACUAGUGGUACAAAGACGGAAAAUAUUGUUGUGAAUGGUGACAGUGGCGGUAAGCAAGAUGUUGUUAACAACAACAACAACAGCAGCAGCAAAAUCAGCAACAUUGAUAAUGUUAAACAUGGCAAGGAGGAAAAUAAUGCCAACAACAGUCUUAAACGAACUCCGAAUGGUAGUAGCAGCAAGGUUGCUCCAGUUGACAACACCAGCAGAUUUGGUAUGGUGAACAGCACCACCCAUAGCAACAACAGCAACAAUGUUUACCCUAACAGCAGAUCAAGCCCCAGGGGUCAGGGGCAGCUGGAUAACAGACAAAUGGGUGUGGGGGAAGAUGGCAGGGGUAGCGGCGGAAAAUUUGGAUAUAAUACCACUAAUAAUAAGCAACCAGCAUCGGAUUUAAACUCUUCACUGAAGAUUUACACUGACUGGGCAAACCAUUACUUGGAAAAGGCGGGCCGGACGCGACGCUUCAUCUCAGACCUUCAACAGGACGUCACAGACGGCGUUCUUCUGGCCGAUGUCAUAGAGGCUGUCACAAAUGAAAAGCUCCAGGAUAUAAAGACAAAGCCAAAGAACAACACACAAAUGAUUGAGAACAUCAACACUUGCUUGACGUUCCUUGUCAAUCUGGGAGUCAACAUCGAGGGAAUCACCGCCAAGGAUAUCCGAGACGGCAACCUGAAGGCAAUUUUAGGCCUAUUCUUCAGUCUUUCCCGACACAAACAACAGCAAAAGUCCCAGCAACAACAGCAGAAGACUCAACAACAGCAGCAGCGCCAUCUUGCAGGGGAGACAACUGAGAACCACACUGGCAAGGGAGGCACUUCAGCAGAGGACAACCAAUCUAGGCUUCCCUCGUACAAUAGUAGACCACAAGGUUCUAAAUGCCCGACCAUCUCCCACCCGGCCUCCAAGGACACCGGUCAAGGACGUAGUAAAGGUCAAGGUCAGGGAACAAAGAUCAAGCAGCCCUCACAGCUUCCAAAUGGUCAACCAGCACAAUCAGGAGUCGAUGUAAAUAGUAUAUCAGACCCUGGAUCCUCUGCUCAACGAGCCACCUCACCACCGAGCACAGGAAUACCAAUCCCUGGUGGAAGGGGCCUACCUGCUCGAAGCCAAUCUGCAACUCCCGAUAAGGCCCAGAAUAGAAACGCUCAGUGCUCAACCCCUACCCCAAACUCUCAACAGAAGUCGGGAAUCCCUGGGAGUAAACAGAAUUCAUCUAUGUUAGAAAAGUUCAAGUUAUUUAACACAAAAGAGAAACCAAAGGCAAAAAGUGCUGGAAAAAGUAGUUCCAAAGGUGGAAGCACAGGGACAAGCAGUGCAAGUACAAGUACACUAAGUACUAGCUCACGUAGUGAUACAUCCUCAUCGAUAAGUGCUCGUAGUUCCAGUUCAGCUGACGCAGGUCCCAGCAGCAGUGCCACAAGUACAAAUGAUCCUGACAGUCCCAAGUUUUCCAAAGCCCGCCCCGUAGUGGGUGGGACAAGUUCUUCCAAGCGUGAGAACCCUGGCAGUCUAACCAUAGGUCAACAACAGUCCCGGCAGGCUUCCCCCUCCCACUACAGUAGCUCCCUCCCGGCUACUCCUGUAUCCUCUCUCCCUGUGUCAGCACAUGGGAAAAAAUUGAGCGGGAAGUCUCAGCGAUCUGCCGAUGGCCAACACCACCGUUUCCAACAAGGGUCACAGACUCUCGGAAAACCAUCAAAGGGAGGAAGCCUGAUUCCAAAGUCGGGAAAAUCUCAAAAAUCUUCAUCCACACUAUCUCUCACGAGUUCUUCAUCCGGAUCACAAAUCCCAUCUUACUCCGGUGCUACCCUCCCUGCUGGAAGCUCCAUUCCAACCCCUGGUAGUGCCAUACCCACUUCCAACAACUCCAUUCCAAAAUCUUCUCAGUCUUCUAGCAAGCUAUCCAAGGGAGGGAGAGAGGAGAAAAUGAGGGGAACAGGAUCUUCCAAAGACAGCCAACCCAGUCAAACCCCUACUCAGACUGGUAUACCUCAGGCUAAUGGACAGACACAGGGGAUGACCAGUCUGCCAAGAAAGUCUAAAUCAUCACAUGCUUCUUCUUCCCAGCAACAACAGAUAAUGCAGCAACAACAACAGAUAUUGCAACAGCAGCAACUACAACAGCAGCUUCAGCUGCAUCAACAACAGCAGCAGCAACAGCAGCAGCAACAGCAAAAAUCUACUUCCAAUCCGCCAACAACUUCAGCACCACCUGUGCCACCCCAUCGUAAUGGCAGCCAAAUCUCCACUAAUAGCCUCACUAGACAGCAAGCUAAACACACACCAUCUUCAUCACAGUCUCAAGGGCCUAAAUCACCACAGGACAAUUCUACCUCUACCUCUUCCAAGCCCAGGUAUACGGAGAUUGAGUAUACAGACGGAAAAGUUGAAUGUGUCGGAGAAGGACAUUUUGUAAAACCAAACAACCAAGCUCAAACUGCAAUAAGCAACCAAUCAGGAAAUGUUAGUCAUUCUUAUCUCAUUUCAUCUCAGUCGGUGAAUGUUGUGAAGCCCACUUGUAGCUCGCCGAGUGUGUCGAGGUCAGACCAGGCUGUUCAGCCGAAUGUUCCCAUAAUGCACAACAGGUCUGCACAGCCACCUCCUCUUCCCAAGACUGAGCCCCCACCAUCUACCAGAACCACAGUCAACAAUCAGCAAAAUAUUGCACAGUCUACUAAUGCAAUGAAGGCAACCAAUCAGGUUGCAGCAAACAACCAGCAACCGACCAAUCAGUUGCCAUCUUCACCAAAUCUGCUGACACCAAAGUCACAAGCACAGGAAUCACCAGACAAUACACACAGUACAAGUAGUUCUUCCAACGACAGUGUCAUAAUCAACACAAGUGCAACAAAUUCCCCGAGACUCGGAAUCAAACUCGGCUCUCAGACAAACCAGCGUGCAAACAAUGUGGCCAUUGUUCAACCUCACCAUGGCGAAAAGAAAGAAACAACCUUUGACAAAGAUGUACGCACUGAUGUUAUUAAUAAGGACAAUAAAGAUAAUGAUCUUAAAGAUAUAAAUAAAGAUACUGAUAAAAAGACUACAUUUAUUGCAGAUUCAGGUGAAACGUUAGACAUUAAACCCAUGGAACCAAUCAACAGGUCAAUGCACUAUGCCCAAGGAUAUAUGCGGAGUCCAUAUGCAUCUCCAGGCAAGCCCAUACCGAUCGCAAUGGCCCAGAAUCAAUGUUACGCAAUGACCGGAAUCACGCCAAAUAGAAUGGGUGUAAACCGGUCUCUAAUGGAGGCAAAUAAGUUCUACUCUGGUUCAAUAAAGCGUACCAUUUCAAGUGGUUCAGGAAAUGUAUCGUAUGAUGAAUACAGUUCAGACUAUGACACCUAUGACUAUAUAUCCGGAUACAUGUCCGACGGGGAUAUUCUAAAAGGUAACCGCGGUGAUGACAUGUCGUCUGGUUACAUGUCAGAAGGUGGGGCUUCAUUGUACGCUCGUCGUCUGCAGCAGAGGUUCAGAGAAGGCAUGCAGGCGGUCAAGGAGUGUAUGCAGAAAAACAACAACUUAGGCGAUGAGGACAGUUUUGAUGACAGCAGUUCCAUCAGCAGCGGCGACAUCAGCGACACCAUCAACGAGAUUAGCACCGACGAGGGCAAUCUCCAAACAGGCUCAAACCAGGACCAAAACCCAUAUGCUGCCGGCAAGCGGGCCGGGCCCAAAGAUCUCUUCCGUAAUCUCACGAACGCUAACCUUCAUGCUACUCCAGGAAAACGGGUACCAAAUCUGGGAACCAGCGCGUUUCUUGGUACAGACUAUAUGAGUGAUGUGCCGAAGCCCAGUGACCAUCCUCAGCAAGUUGGGUUUAGAAAGUUUUCUCUUCAGAAUAAUCGUUUGUUAAGCAGUGAUCCUGCUGAUUAUGCUUACCUUUAUAAUGGAUACGAUCAGUGGCGCAGUGGGCAAAUGCCUAAUGCCCAUCCGGGACCUUUUAAUCAAGAAGCUAAUGUAGGUCAUUUGCGGAAAUUAUCACAGCCAGAUAUUCAAUUCAGAUCUCAGAGUUCCACUGGAGAUUAUGCCUCCAGUGAUAAGACCUAUCCAAACACAAAAUGUGACUCAGAAACAAACACGGACCAAUCUCAUGUGUAUGAAUCUAAUGUUCGAAAAAUGCAAAAUAUGCGUGGAUUACAGCCAGGAGGAGUGGGGUAUGGUUUUAAUCGAAGACCACUUAGUAACACAAGCACUGGAUCUGUGGGAAGUACCAAGAGUGCCCCUGGUGGGCACAUGGGCUCACCAGUAGGAAGCCCAGCUAAGGGCAAUUCUAACACAGUGGGCUCCAGACUGGCUAAGCAUGGGCUCGACCAAAUAGCCCAGCAGUACCAUGCAGCUACCUCAAGACAACGCCAAGAACAAAGCAUUGCUGCACAGCACCAAAAAACUGGCCAACAACAGGAUGGCGGCAAACAUGUUCCUGAGUUUAGCAGUGCUUCAUUGGAAAGGAGAACAAAAUCAAGCAGUGCUGCUCAAACUGAAAUGGAAAUAUUCAAGUCUAACUCUCUUGGUAGAAGGAAAGGUGGUAUAGGUUCUCAGAUGGCACAGAAUGUAGACAAUGGUUCUAUGGCCAGCACUAUAAUCUCAAACCCUCAUGCCACCUACAGCAGGCCAGAUGGUAGCAGACACAACAGUCCCUACAGUUCUGUGCACAUCCCCGGCCCAGCGUUUACAGUGGGAGGAAACUAUGUGCCCUUGGAGUUUGCUAUGGGAAGUCCACGGAACUCUGCCGCCACUGGAGGCUGGAUUCGAACCAACUCUGGGGCCGUUACAGCUGAUGGCCGAAAUAUCUACCACCAUGUGUCAGACAGUGAAAGCAUGGAUGCUUUGUCUUCAGCGUCCAGUAUCAAUGCUAGAAUACAACAGGCAAGGGCCCUGAGUAGUGCUAAUGCCCGAAUUCUUGCCCAGUCAUCCACUUACGGCCUACAGAGGUCAAACAGUAUGAAAUCCACUCGUUCAGAUUCUGCUUACGCCAGUGCCCAGCAACUACAGCAAGGCAUGCCUCAUCAGCACUCUGAGGGGGAGCUGCCCAGUCCCCCACCCCCAACCUCCCCCACCCCCAGCAACAGUUCUCAUGCAUCGUCACGCUUCACGUUUCCGAUGUCAUCCUACGCAGCCAGCCAUGCACACGGUCAAGGUCAGCCAAUGGUGCGCUCCAACACGAGCAGUAGUCUACCGUAUGGUACACCACUCGCAAUGACAAAAGCAAAUAGAGGAGAAGACGAUCAGGACAGUUUGCAUGGCUCCUCCCUGUCUCUGGUUUCCAGCUCUUCCUCCGUCUACUCCACGGCUGAAGAAAAACAGCAAGCUGAGAUACGAAAACUACGACGAGAGUUAGAGGUUGCCUAUGACAAAGUGACAACUCUGUCAACACAGCUCAAUACAAAUCACCCCUAUGCAAAUGUGUCUUUUGGAGGAGGGAAAUACCAGAAGAAAUCACAAAUACCAGCACAUGUGGUGGCAGCGUUUGAGCAGAGUCUCUCCAACAUGACACAUCGGCUACAGCACCUGACCAGCACGUCCGAACAGAAGGAUUCAGAGUUAAACGAGCUGCGUGCCACAAUAGAAGCCCUGAAACGUCAAAGCGGACUGAGUAUACAAGAACCAUUGAACAAUGUCAGCGCGGGGGGCGGGACCCAAGGACGUCGACACACGACCCAGGGCAUGCUGGGUCGUGACGUAGGAUCACAUCACCCAUCUCACGGAGGUAGAGCGUUUCACACACUGCCUAUGCCCGCUGACUCAGGCACUAGAAUCCAGCGUCAGAUAUCGUCUGAUUCUAUGUCAAGCAUCAACAGCAUGUCCAGCGCGUGUAGUUUUAGCAGUCAACAGUCAGCCGUCACCGACAUUGAAGCUGCAAAGAGGAAGAAGAAGAAAGGAUGGCUACGCAGCUCAUUCAGCAAAGCUUUCAACACAAAGAGGAAGGGUCGUACAGGGUCGCUCUCGGACAACGAGCAGGAUACGAACAGUCUACGGUCAACACUAUCAGUGCCGAACUCGCCACUGCUUCAGGUUCACAUGCAGAACGGGCACCCAUUGAUCAAGGGAAGCCAUUCUUCAGGGGCUUUAUCUGAGGGUGAAGACGCAGUGACGGUGAUGGAGCUGCGUAAACAGUUGCGUGAUAAAGAUAUGAAGUUAACGGACAUCAGGCUUGAGGCCCUGUCCUCAGCACACCAGCUAGAGCAGCUCCGGGAAACCAUGAAUAAGAUGAAGAAUGAGAUGUGUGCCUUAAAGUCUGACAAUGACAAGUUGACACGUAUAGUUCACUCUACACACUCCCUGAACUCGUCGCAGACGUCCCUACCCCACAACACGCGAACCAGCAGCGAAAGUCUGGAGAGAACCAUCAGUCUCACGGAAAACACAAGUCUCGCAGACCUGCUCAUCCAGGAAAGCCCGGACAGGUCGGAGGGGCGACGGGUACCGAUCACUGUCUACCUGGGCUCAAACCCCGACCCCAAUAGAGCCAGGGUUGAUAGAGCAGCAGAAGUGCCAAUAGGAUCCCUCGCAGUUAGCGGGAAAACUAAAUGGGACAUUCUGGAUAAUAUAGUCCGGAAAAUAUUCAAGGAGUAUGUGUUACGUAUUGACCCGGUGACAAAUCUCGGCCUGAGUGCAGAGAGUGUGUUCUCGUACCACAUCGGUGACAUUGUACGCAGUAAGGACUGCGAUGUCCCGGAGCUUCUGCCCAUUGGCUACCUUGUCGGUGACACGAUGCAGAUUGGCAUCUGUCUAAAGGGUACAAAGCAGAACAGUGUUGAUUCUCUGGCAUUUGAGACCUUGAUACCGAAGUCGAUCGUGCAGCGUUACAUCUCGUUACUGAUGGAACACCGCCGCAUCAUCCUUUGUGGACCCAGCGGCACCGGAAAAACAUACCUUGCUCAAAAACUCGCAGAACAUCUAGUGCUCAGGUCAGGAAAGGAAUUGACAGCCGGUUCAGUGGCAACGUUCAACGUGGAUCACAAGACUGCCAAGGAGCUGAGACAGUACCUGGCAAAUAUUGCCGAACAGUGCGAGAAUACAAGCAUGGGCGAGUUGCCGUCUGUGAUCAUUCUCGACAACCUGCAUCACGUGGGAUCCCUCGGUGACGUGUUUAACGGCUUCCUGUCAGUCAAGUACCAGAAAUGUCCAUACAUCAUUGGGACAAUGAACCAAGCCACUUGCUCAACUACCAACCUCCAGCUACAUCAUAACUUCAGAUGGGUGUUAUGUGCAAACCACAUGGAGCCGGUGAAGGGGUUCCUUGGUCGUUUCCUACGGCGGCGACUGGUUGAGGCAGAGGUGAUGACCAGUCUCCGUAAUAACGACCUCAACAAGAUCAUAGACUGGGUUCCCAAAGUGUGGCUACAUCUGAACAAGUUCCUGGAAACACACAGUUCCUCAGAUGUCACCAUUGGUCCGCGGUUGUUCCUGUCCGCGCCUAUGGAGAUUGGGGGCUGUAAGCUGUGGUUCACUGACCUAUGGAACUACUCCAUUGUACCCUACAUGCUGGAGGCUGUCAGGGAGGGACUACAGGUGUAUGGUAAGCGAGCCCAAUGGGAGGACCCUACAGACUGGGUGUUGGAGACGUUUCCAUGGGGCAUUGCUAAAGACGGCGAACAGUUGCUCCUCAAGGUCAGGCAGGAGGAUGUCGGGUACGACUCUAUCGGUAUGUCGUCCGAGAAUAGCAGCCCAAAGGUGCCAGGAAAACACAGGGAUGAGAUUACUAUCGACUCUUCUGAGCCGGACUCUAUGAUUAGUGAUGUGUAACCCUAGGCCUUGUUGAAAAGUUACUGACAACUAUGAUAUAGUGUUGUGUAACCUUUGAUGACCACACCUGUUGCCAUAGCGAUGAGAAAGAGUGACAAUUUGUUCCUCUGAGGACAAAAGUUAAAAUAUGGUUGGACGUUUGAUCGAGAACUCAAAAAGAACAACUAACAGCCCGUGAAUAUAUUACCUAUGGUACUUGAAAAAGAGUGACAUUUUAUGUAAGUUGCCAAGUUGGUUGUGUGCUGACAAAGUAGAUAAUGCAAGUGCAAUGUCACUUAAUGUAACUUUCAUUGUGGCAAGAUAUACAUGGAGGUGAUCAGAAGUAGUUUGCCUUUGCAGAAACAAAUUGAAGGAGAACAAUUACUUUGUGAUAAUUUCUGCAUGUUAACUAUUUAUUGACUCAAAACUUAGUAAAACAUUACCUGUUGAGACAGGCGUAGUUGCAGAGACACAAGUGUUUAAAGGUGCAUAUGUGAUAACUGUUUAUUUGUGUACGUACAUGUAGAUAGAAUUGUUACAGUUACAUAUACCUGGAAAUGUGCAAUAGAGGGUAAAUGCAAUGGAAGCAUUUAGCUUAGACAUUGUUUUAUCUCAAAUACGGUAUUUUAGUUCUAUAAAAAAAUAACCAGCUGUGCCAAUUAAAAUGUUUAUUAAAUGGAAUUUUCAUAGUUUUGUUUUGGAAAAUGAUUUGUUCUUAAUACAUAUAUAUAUAUUUUGGAAAAAUGAUCACUAAACUUUUUCAUGAUAAUUUAUUAUGAUGGCAUUUUCUUUGCUCAGUUUAACUCUUAGAUAAUAAUUCUUCAGACCUGCUCCCGUCUAUGGGAGACAUUGGUUGUCUAAAGCGCGCCACUUGGAAAACAACAUUUCUAUUAUUUUCUUUAUUCAGGUUCCUCUCCUUGCAUGUUAUGGAUUGGCAUGUAUUAUGUUUUCAUGUAGUUUGGUAGGACCAAUUAUCAUGAAUUGGCCAAGUUAUGUCAGGAAUUUGUUCAUGCUUGUUUGUGUUUUCGUCAUCUUUGUCAGCGUGCAAUUCUUCAGUUUUCAUCUCUUACAUUAUUAUGUAAACAUUGUUUAUUUAGACACAACAUUGGCAUUGGUGUUUGAUAUAAUUAUUAUUCUUCAUUUUUCAUUUAUGAGUUUGCAUUUAUGAAAAAUGAUUUCAUUUUAACAUCCGGUUUUAUGUUGUUAUUUUUUUUGUUUGCAAAAGGUUUUCAACACUUUCUACCUUCUUUUUUUGCACACAUGGAUGUUCAUGCUAUUUAUGCUUGCUUUUGAUUUAUGCUGCGAGUAUUUUACUGGUUUUGAUCUCUGUAUUAUUUAAAAUGGUGUUCAAUUUUGUUUCACAAUCAUAUGUAGUAAAGUUAUAUUAUAUGAAAAUAAUGCUGUGUUUUUUGGUGCUUACUUAGAUGCAUUUUGAAUGUUUUCUGUCCAGAUACUAAUAAGAAUACUGGGCCAUUAUUCAUAAAGCUUCAUAAGUCAUUUUCUAACUUAAGUUGAUUUCUUUACAUAAGUACCUCACUGUUAAUAUUGAGUAAUUCCUUGAUAAUGUAAAAAUGAUUUUAUUUUUAUAGACUUAAGUCAAAAUUCAUGUAAAAAACAAUUUAAUUCACUUUCUGGGCCGGUUUCAUAAAAGUCUCAAGUCAUUUCCUAACUUAAGUUCUUUACCUAAGAUAAGCAUAUCACUGGUCAUAUGAUAUAAUAUAUUAAAUAAUAUCUGAAAGACUUCAUUUUCAUUGAAUAUAAAUAUUUUUGUGUUAAAAAACACUAACACUUUUCUUUAAAUUUGACUAUGAACAGUUUAGAAGUUAAGAAAUUACUUAAUAUGAUGUUGUAUAAAUACCAGCCCUGGCCCUUUUUUUAUUGAUGAAUAGCUGAUCUUGCCAUUUAAGUUAUUCUUUAAGUUUUAUAAAUAGGGACUCAUGUUUGAUUGCCAAACGUUAUUGACAACUGGUUUAAUUUUCAGUUAUUACUAAAUAUCUUUGGAAACGGAACUUUAGUAUUUUCUAAGAUAACCUUCACAUUUGAAGGACGGAAUGUUCUCUGAUGUUAUGUUUUAAUUGGCAUUCUUUACUGUUGCUUGUCAAACUAAUUCUAUUAAUCCCCAGCCAUUUUAAUGGAUUGUCAUCCAUUUUUGGAAAUUAUAAUAUUUCUUUUUUGGAUUUCUUUGCCAUAGAAGUUCCUUCCUCUUUGUGUUUUAUUUUGUAGCUGUGCAUUUAUGAGACUUCAAACUGCAUUUACCAGUACAUGGGGGCGGGGUGAGGGGGUUCACUUCCGGGAUACAAGGAAGAAUGUAUUUCCCCUUCCCCAGGAACUGGAAAUCUUGGCCCCAGAAAGGUUUUAAAGUUUGUUAUUCAUUUUAGUCAAAAAUUCUGGUGUAGUUUACACAGCAUUGGCAUUAAAUGUUUACUGGGAAAACUUACAGGGACUUGUUCUCGUUUAAUAUGGUUAGAUUGACAUGAACAAAAUCUUCUAGUGUGAAAUAUGAACAAAAUACUGCACAAAACAUCGUCACAAGUUUAAAUAAGAGCUCUUUUCUUAACAGAUAUUGGAAAAUGCAGGCCCCAAAAUACUCAAUUUUGCCGAAAAGCACUAGUUACCACUGGUAAAUUAAAUGACUGUUGAAAUGGAAAUGUUGGAAAUUUACAAAAUUCUGUUAUAACUGAUAUCUCCAAGGUGCUGUUUGGUGUUUGUUUAUAAAAGCAGGUAAAAGGAAUCUGCUUUAGCCAAGUUCAUAUAAGUAUAGUUUCCAUUGAAUAUAAAGUCCUUGAACUUGUCCCUUUAAAGGGAUGAGAUUUAAAACAAUCUAUGUGCUGAGUAGAUGUAGGGAGUUGUCUGUGUAUGCUUACUUUAUGUUUGGCUUGCAGAUGUAGAGCUUGUGUAAGCAUAGGGUUUAUGGUAUAUUUCACUCAUUCAUUUUAUCAUUAUUAAUAUGUAUAAUCUUCAGCAGGUGUUGGUUUAUAAAUAGUUUCGGCUAAAACAAGGAUUCUUACAGGUUUCCAAUUCCAUUAUCAGGAUUCAGUUUUAAAUAUAUGUCAAUAUUUUUUGCUAAACAUGUAAAUGUCAAAUCAACCUUCAUAUCACUUUACACCAGUCCUCAACGAUUUCAAUACAAUCUAAUAAUGAUAAAAUUAUUCAUGAGUUUUCAAUUUUUAGCCUUUCGCUAUACCAUAAAUUCAUAACAUGAAUGUCACAAGCUCAAAAUUUACACAUUGUUUAUAUUUGUUUCUGUCAUUGUAAUUUGUUCCCUUCUACCGAAUCAAUGAAUAAUAAGUAUUCAGUGAUUGUCUUUUUGCAUCAAUUUGCUUAAUAUUAUAAAAAAAAUGCAAAAAAACAAAGUCACUAAGACCCAAUUUACAAAUCUUCUAAUGGAUUGUUCCCAUAAUAUGUGUUACCUUCAUCAUUUGCUGGUUUAAUAUUUAUUACCUUUUUUGUUACAUGCUCAAUUAAUACAUUUAUUGUUCUACUUGGUGUUUAUAAUACUCUUACAAUUGUUCUUUAGAGUUUUAAUUAGUGUAUAAUAAGCCAUAAGGCUUUUACUUACAUGUAAGUAAGUACAUGUAUCAUUCUCUAGACCAGACAUAAAACUGUUGUAUAUUUUUCACUAUUUGCGAGUUAAGAUGAUUAUUUAUUUUUCUGUUUAUAACUGUUUCUUGUACAUUGUGUAUAAUAUCAUUAUAUGACUCAUGUUUGAAUCCUAUUAUCACUGCAUUUCGUGUACAUCACUUUAAUGCGUGGUGAACAAUUAUAAUUUAUAAAUAAUAAUAAAACGCAAAUCUGUUCUAAA
Molecule: messenger RNA, 13673 nt
Organism: Mya arenaria
Lineage: Eukaryota; Metazoa; Mollusca; Bivalvia; Myida; Myidae
Product: neuron navigator 2-like
Exons: 28
Coding region: 2126-9892 (2588 amino acids)
Biological process (GO): neurogenesis; nervous system development
Molecular function (GO): protein binding; ATP binding; ATP hydrolysis activity
Source: RefSeq, a predicted model, not a curated record